GAUACAGAUACGGAUACGGUGGCUGCGGCAUCCGAUCGCGCGCCACGGUUUUUUCUCGAUCCAUAAAACUUUAACGGAAAUCGUCGUGUGCCAUGCUGUGCUAUACCAUUUUCUAGAGGCUGUCUAUAAAAAACUAAACUACCAGACAGUCUAACCACCAAAUAAAAGAUAAAAUUAGGUUUCAAAAUGAACUCAACCACGGAAAUAUCAUUUUUGGAUCUAAACUCCAGCAUUAUUUCCGAUUCUUUCGGGACAAGUUCAUUUCCGGUCUAUGAAUCGGAGACAGAGUAUGCUUGUGGUACUUUUAAUUGUACUCCCACGGAAUUUGUGGAGUUUGUUCUUGGUCCACAAACCUUGCAACUAUGGAAGGCGAUUUUGAUAACAAUUAUAUUUGGAGGCAUUUUUAUAACAGGUAUCAUUGGAAACCUAUUAGUUUGUAUUGUAAUUGUUCGACAUUCCGCCAUGCACACGGCUACCAACUAUUACCUCUUCAGUUUAGCCGUGUCGGACCUAUUAUACUUACUUCUGGGCCUCCCAACGGAAGUAUUUUUAUUUUGGCAUCAGUAUCCAUAUCUGUUCGGACUGCCAUUCUGCAAGAUACGCGCCUUUAUUUCCGAAGCAUGUACUUAUGUCUCGGUAUUUACGAUUGCGGCAUUUUCCAUGGAAAGAUUUCUGGCCAUUUGCCAUCCUUUGCAUUUGUAUGCCAUGGUUGGCUUUAAACGGGCUCUUCGGAUAAUAGCCCUUCUUUGGGUGGCCAGUUUUAUAAGUGCAAUACCUUUUGGAGUUUUGUCGGAUAUUAUAUAUUUAACAUAUCCAUUAGAUAAUUCAACUAUUGCGGAAUCGGCUUUCUGCAGCAUGUCACCAGAAAUUGUGAAUGUGGUUCCCAUAUUCGAACUAUCAUUUUGCAUAUUCUUUGUGAUUCCCAUGAUACUCAUCCUAUUACUAUAUGGAAGAAUGGGACUCAAGAUUCGAUCCAGAACUAAUCAAAAAUUGGGUGUUCAACAUGGAAACAUAAACCGAGAGUCCCGAAACUCACAAAUGAGGAAGAAGACCGUGAUUCGAAUGUUGGCCGCUGUGGUGAUAACCUUUUUUGUAUGCUGGUUUCCGUUUCACCUCCAACGACUUUGGUUUCUGUACGCCCAGAACAACGAAAAUUACUAUAAUGUAAAUGAAUGGUUAUUCUCCAUAGCAGGAUUUGCCUACUAUGUUUCAUGCACAAUCAAUCCGAUAGUAUAUAGCGUGAUGUCGCGACGCUAUAGGGUGGCAUUUAGGGAACUCCUUUGUGGAAGACCUGUGGGAGCGUAUUACAACAGUGGUUUUGCCAGGGACCACUCCAGUUUCCGGGAGAGUACCGCCACAAGCAUGGGCAACCACAUCAACUAUGAUAGAGUUCACUCGGUCCAUGUUCGAGCAAGCCGGCAGCCAAAUAUUAUUAAGGAAAAAGACAGUCCAUCUCAAAACAGAGUAUUAAUCAAAAAAACCUACAGUCUUCCACUUCCAAAGACUUUGGAUUCGACAGUUCUAAGCACAACCGACAUAGUCAUCGUUCUGGAAAAUAACUCCAUUGCCAGGAAUCCUGUUUGUGAGGAAUCAAAAGUGUCUAACGAUAUCUGGAUAGAAAACGAGGAAACUUGCAUUUAAGGACAACGAUUGGAUGAGUUUUUUUAGCCAAAGUAGAGAUUACAUUAAGACCUCUCCUCAUUUUUAUUAAAUAAAAGCAUUUUAUGAAUUUUGUAAGCAA
Molecule: messenger RNA, 1741 nt
Organism: Drosophila bipectinata
Lineage: Eukaryota; Metazoa; Arthropoda; Insecta; Diptera; Drosophilidae
Gene: CapaR
Product: Capability receptor
Biological process (GO): neuropeptide signaling pathway
Cellular component (GO): plasma membrane
Molecular function (GO): neuromedin U receptor activity
Source: RefSeq, a predicted model, not a curated record